Molecule: messenger RNA, 384 nt
Organism: Vanessa atalanta (red admiral)
Lineage: Eukaryota; Metazoa; Arthropoda; Insecta; Lepidoptera; Nymphalidae
Product: longitudinals lacking protein, isoforms A/B/D/L-like
Exons: 2
Coding region: 1-384 (127 amino acids)
Biological process (GO): regulation of transcription by RNA polymerase II
Molecular function (GO): RNA polymerase II cis-regulatory region sequence-specific DNA binding; DNA-binding transcription factor activity
Source: RefSeq, a predicted model, not a curated record
AUGAAUAAUUUCGAAUGCAAUGUUUCCAUCAUAUCAUGCGAGGAGGCGUUCGCGCGGCUGGGCGGGCUGUCGUGGGAGCAGUGGUCGGCGCGGCUGGCGCUGCCGCUGGUGGCCGGCAUGCGCGUGGGCGCGGCCGCGCUGCCGGCGGCGGGCGAGCCCAGCUUCACGUGCCCCGACUGCGGCCGCGUCUACAAGCUCAAGUCGUCGCUGCGCAACCACCAGAAGUGGGAGUGCGGCAAGGAGCCGCAGUUCCAGUGCCCCUACUGCGUGUACCGCGCCAAGCAGAAGAUGCACAUCGCGCGCCACAUGGAGCGGAUGCACCGCGAGGUGCACGUCAAGCACGAGCAGUACAUCAAGCAGGACAACGUGAACGCCUGCACGUAG